AUGGCCGGGACAGCAACCGUAUCCGUGUCUACGAGACCAAAGAGAAAGCUGUCAUCCAUUACUGCUACUACUACUACGACUACUCCAGUCAGCAAGAGGAAGAAGCAAACUACGCUCUCCUCCGCCACCCAGAUAGUUAGCUCUGCCCCCGCAUGCGAAGACCCAGACUUCCUUCGCAAGCAGCUGGACCGCAUCUCAUCCCACCCGUCACUGACCCCCUACAGACGACGGGUGUACCGGACGCUGCUCUCCGUGCCGAGGGGCCAGUGGACGACGUAUGCCACGCUGUCAGCCCACCUCUCUUCCUCCGCGAGGGCGGUGGGCAACGCGAUGAAGACCAACCCGUUUGCACCCGAAGUGCCCUGCCACCGCGUGCUGGCGUCCAACCGCACCAUCGGCGGGUACAAGGGCAGCUGGGGCAACGGGGGAUCGUAUGCGGUGGAGAAGACGAAGCUGCUGCGUGGCGAAGGGGUGGUCUUUGACGAGAAGGGGAGGGCAGGGGGAGAGAUCUUUACUCGGUUUGUUGACGUGGGCGAGGUGUUGGAGAGUUAA
Messenger RNA from Microsporum canis CBS 113480, 552 nucleotides. RefSeq names its product methylated-DNA-protein-cysteine methyltransferase. Gene Ontology annotation, biological process: DNA repair. Lineage: Eukaryota; Fungi; Ascomycota; Eurotiomycetes; Onygenales; Arthrodermataceae. The coding region runs from base 1 to 552 and encodes 183 amino acids. The transcript has a single exon. The record is from RefSeq and is a predicted model, not a curated record. Gene Ontology annotation, molecular function: methylated-DNA-[protein]-cysteine S-methyltransferase activity.